AUGGCCUUCCCGGGCGCCGCGGGGGCGGCCGACAGGCCCGCGUCCCCGGCGCUGGGGGCUCCCGCGGCCGCCGGCUCCUCGUCGUCGUCCUCAGCCUCCUCCAGCGGCUCGUGCUCCGCGGCGGGCGCCGGGCGCCUGUGGGCCGCGCUCUACGACUACGAGGCGAGCGGCGAGGACGAGCUGAGCCUGCGGCGCGGCCAGCUGGUGGAGGUGCUGUCCCAGGACGCCGCCGUGUCGGGCGACGAGGGCUGGUGGGCCGGCCAGGUGCAGCGGCGCCUCGGCAUCUUCCCCGCCAACUACGUGGCGCCCUGCCGCCCGGGCGCCUGCCCGCCGCCGCCGCCUCCCGCCCCGCCGCCGCCGCCGCGGCCCGGCUCGCCGGUGCACAUCGAGUUCGAGCGGCUGGAGCUGAAGGAGCUGAUCGGCGCCGGCGGUUUCGGGCAGGUGUUCCGGGCCACCUGGCAGGGACAGGAGGUGGCGGUGAAGGCGGCGCGGCGCGACCCGGAGCAGGACGCGGCGGCGGCGGCCGAGAGCGUGCGGCGCGAGGCGAAGCUCUUCUCCAUGCUGCAGCACCCCAACAUCAUCCAGCUGCGCGGCGUCUGCCUGCGGCAGCCCAACCUCUGUCUGGUGCUCGAGUUCGCCCGCGGCGGAGCGCUCAACCGCGCCUUGGCUGCCGCCGCAGACUCGCGCGCCCCCGGCCCGCGCCGCGCGCGUCGCAUCCCCCCGCACGUCCUGGUCAACUGGGCGGUGCAGAUCGCGCGGGGCAUGCUCUACCUGCACGAGGAGGCCAUAGUGCCCAUACUGCACCGGGACCUCAAGUCCAGCAACAUUUUGCUCCUUGAGAAGAUAGAGCAUGAGGACGACAUCUGCAAUAAAACGUUGAAGAUUACAGAUUUCGGGCUAGCGAGGGAGUGGCACAGGACAACCAAAAUGAGUGCUGCAGGCACGUAUGCCUGGAUGGCGCCCGAAGUCAUCAAGUCCUCCUUGUUUUCUAAAGGCAGUGAUAUCUGGAGUUAUGGAGUGCUGCUGUGGGAACUGCUCACGGGAGAAGCUCCUUAUCGUGGCAUUGACGGUCUUGCUGUGGCUUAUGGAGUAGCAGUCAAUAAGCUCACUCUGCCCAUUCCAUCUACUUGUCCUGAGCCGUUUGCUAAGCUGAUGAAAGAAUGCUGGGAACAAGACCCUCAUAUUCGUCCAUCAUUUGCCUUAAUUCUUGAACAAUUGACUGCUAUCGAAGGAGCCGUUAUGACUGAGAUGCCUCAAGAAUCUUUUCAUUCCAUGCAAGAUGAUUGGAAACUGGAAAUUCAACAAAUGUUUGAUGAGUUGAGAACAAAGGAAAAGGAGCUGCGGUCACGGGAAGAGGAGCUAACUCGAGCAGCUCUUCAGCAGAAGUCUCAGGAGGAGUUGCUAAAGCGGCGUGAACAGCAGCUUGCAGAGCGGGAGAUCGAUGUGCUGGAGCGGGAGCUUAACAUUAUGAUAUUCCAGUUAAACCAGGAGAAGCCUAAUGUGAAAAAGAGGAAGGGGAAGUUUAAGAGAAGUCGUCUAAAACUCAAAGACGGACAUCGAAUCAGUUUACCUUCAGAUUUUCAGCACAAAAUUACCGUGCAGGCUUCUCCCAACUUGGAAAAACGAAGAAGUUUGCACAGUAACAGCUCUAGUCCACCAAGCAGCCCAACGAUAAUCCCCCGACUCCGAGCCAUACAGUUGACUUCAGAUGAAAGCAAUAAAACUUGGGGAAGGAACACAGUCUGUCGCCCAGAAGAAUUUGAAGAUGUAAAAAGGCAUUUCAAGAAAAAAGGUUGUACCUGGGGACCAAAUUCCAUUCAGAUGAAAGAACGAACUGACUGCAAAGAGAGAAUAAGACCUCUCUCAGACGGCAACAGUCCUUGGUCAACCAUCUUAAUAAAAAGUCAGAAAACCGUGCCCUUGGCUUCAUUAUUUGUGGACCAACCAGGUGCUUGUGAAGAGCCAAAGCUUUCUCCUGAUGGAUUAGAGAACAGAAAACCAAAGCAAAUGAAAUUGCCUAAUCAAGCCUAUGCUGAUCUACCUCUUUGCAAAGAUGAUCACAGAGAGAAUUCUGUGGAACCUGAAAGCUUCGAGGAGGGGGGCUCUGCAGGUUCUGCCUCGGGCACUCCUCAGGUGACUCCUACAAACAGUCUGAGUAGGGCACCCCAGAAAAAGAGAACAGAAUCUGCUCUGUACGGGUGCACCAUGCUGCUGGCAUCUGUGGCUUUGGGACUGGACAUUAGGGAGCUUGGUAAGGCACCGGCUCCUGAAGAAUUGCCGCUCAAGGAAGAAAAGAAGAAACGAGAGGGAAUCUUCCCACGUGCCUCCAAGCCCCGCAGAAGUGCCAGUCCUUUGACAAGGCUGCAGUCCAAGAGAGGGGAGACCAACAGUCCACCCUCACGCCCACUGUCGAGUGCUGUGAACCUUCUCUCCGUGCCUUCGCUUUCCACCAAGUGCUUGUUGCAGACCGAUAGUGAGGACCUGUCUGUGGGCAGCACGCAUGUCACCUGUCACCCAGAGAUUCCUGCUCCACAUCUCUGUUCUGCCUUCCAAGGAAGUUGUCAUGAGCCAACCUCAGCGUCAAGACUUGAGACUGAUCACGGUCUACUGAAAAAACGGUUUCCUUCCCCUGUAAAGCAGACACAUGGGAAAGUGCCUUAUUCUGCAUCUUCCCAAGGAAGAGCCUCGCAUCACAGACGGACCAUGUCUGAUGGAAAUGCUUCUCAGACCUCACCUGGUGCAACUAUUUUCUCAGACACUGGAACCUCUGAACUGCCACUUAGGCGGGCUGUGGGGCUGCUGCACCCCCCUUGUGCUCCUCACAAUAACUUGUCAAGUGAGGGCUCACCUGCAAGAGGAAGAGCUGUCAACAUUGUGCCUCGGCCUCGCCCUUCCUCCCUGAGAAGCCGAUUGGAUCCGCUGCAGGCCGCCCCGUGGAGAACAGAGUCUCUGCCUGCACAGGCAGACAGUCUGGUGGGUCACCAGGAACCAACCCCUCCCUGCCUCUCUGGUACCAAGGAGAGAAGUGAAUUGCACAUGCCUUCCUUACUGGACACGGACGUGGAAGGUCAGCCCAGGGACCACACGGUGCCUUUGUGCAGAUUGAAGAGCGGAACCAGCAGGCCAUAUAUAUAUGAGCUGGAGAAAGAAUUUCUGUCUUAAGUGCCUUAUACUGUUAAAGCGUUUUCCUUUUUUUAAGGUGAACAAAUUAAAACAGUGUGUCUACCUUUGAAUUGUUUCAUGCUGCUGUGUUUUCAAAAGCUGUGGCCACGUCAUCAAAGUAGUAAUGCAGAAUGUCUGGCUUCUCAAAAAAUGUCCAGGAUUGCUGUUCGCAGUCUAUAUUGAUUUUUCCACCGGAUUUAUACCGAGUAACUUGAAAUGCACAGAGCUGUAAAAUAAGACAUGUAGAGCAAUGUAAAACUAUGCUGGGUAGAAUUACGUUAAGUACAAUUUUGAUGCUUUCUUUGUUCUCAUUUGUGUCCUUGUCUAUCAAUAUACAAAAGAAAUUGUAAUGAUGGGAACUGUUUGUUUUUUUUUCUUUUUUUCCUCCAUUCUUCUUCCUUCUCUCCCUCUUUGCCUCUAUUUUUUCUUUCCUUUUCUUGUUUCUUUCCCUUUUUGUUUUUUGUGCAACAAAAAGCUGAGAAAGAGCUGUUAUUUUCUUGGUAUGAAUAAUGUGAUACGAAUAAGGAAAGGGUGUCUAUUAAAAAAAAAUCUGAUGACUGGAAUAGAUACAGAGUCCUAUUUAAACUACCUAAGCUUAAAAAAAAAAUUUUUUUUUUAAGCUUAGCAGUAGGCUUAUAGUGCAUAAAUAUUUCAAAUUCUCACCUAAAUUGUGCAAUGAUACUUCUCUAUUUGAGGACGUUUUACUGAAUGUAACUUAUGAAAGUUUUAGUGAAUGUAACUUAGAAGAGUUUCAUCUAUGAGAGCUCCAAAAUGGAUUUUCGAAAGAUCAGUCAUUGACAUUUGGCUAAGACCAUAUGAUAUACACACCUGAGAGAGGUUAAUCUGUAGGUACUUUCUGUGGAAAGGGUUCUUGCUUCAUCAGUAACCAUAUUAUGCUUGGUAUUCAGAAGCGUAAAGCUUUUUUUUAUUUUGCAGUACAAUUUUUAAGCAUGAGGUUACACAUGUCUAGCUCUGUUCACAGAUAUAUUGUAAACAUUCAAUGCCAUUUAAUUUUGUUUCUAUUAAAAAGCUUGAUUUUCUUAAUAGCCCUAAAUACAGUUAUAAACACUGCCAAGUUAAGAAAUAGUACUGUUAGAACGUAAGUAUUUUGAAGUUAUUUCACAUUUCACUAAUGGUGGAGAAAUGUAAGGCACGUGUUGAGAUAAGCUGAAGUGAUGGAAAUGACAAAUGUAUUACACAUUAUUUUUUUUUUUAAUAGGUUAUAAAAUGGAUCUUUGAAUAGAGGACCAGGAUUUUAAAUCAUUUAAAAUUAUUUAUGAAUGAAUUUUAUAAAUCAUGCAUAUACGAUACAAAUAAACUACUGAGUUAUUGAGCUGCAUCACGUCUAUCCAGGAAUUUUUAAAUUUCCGUGGGUUUCUUUUGUUAAGUCUAUUGUGUUUCCCUUCUUUCAGUAGAAUGUGAAUAUUCAAUUGACAGACAAGAAAUGUUUAAUUUGUUCCAUACAAUAAAAAAAAAAGUUACAGACCAUGCUUAUAUUUCUUUUAAAAUUGUGCCUUGGUUAAGGUUUACUGAAUAACUAAAAUUUCAGCAAUUUAAAGUAAAUUUUAAAAUUACGUGAAAUUUAAAAUAUCUCACCUGUAAGAAUAUGAAAAGGGAUAUCAUUGGAGCAUUUUGAACUGUCUUUGUCACCUAGUAGGUAUGCCCACCCUGUGGUGAGCAGAGCAUGGAAGUGUUAACAGCAAACGUGUUUUGCCCUAAGGAAAACGAUCAUGUGUUUCAGCUUCUUGCAGAAAAAUCUCAGGUACUUAUUAAGGUUUGUAAUAUCAUUGCCAGUUUUAUUCUUUGGCUUCAUUUCGGGUGGUUAUUGAAUUAUGCAAUUGAGAUUCGGUGUCCUCAAAAUGAAAUUAUGGUUGACUACUGUUGUAUUUGGUCAUUUGGGGUAUGUAAUUUCCAACUAAAAGUAAAGGAAAUGCAUGUCUAAAGUAGAAAUAAACUCAUGGAAGAAAAAGUGUAGAAACUAUGUCCUCAGUUUUGCUUCUGCCAAAACAAGCCGUCCAUGAGUGCAUGCAUGUGUGCACGCGUGAGCGAUAUGGGUGUUUGUCUUCUCCUCUGCUCUCUUCUGGCUCCCCUCUAGCAUUAUUUUAGUCAACUCUAUGUCCUGAUGAAUUUUAAAAUGAAAGCAUAUUAAAAAAUAAUUACAGUAUAUGCAUUCAAUCUCACACGUUACUGCAGCUCAUUAUCUUUGUGGAGAUAUAUUGUACUAUUUGCGAUUUUCUGUGUGUAUUAGUGUACCUGGCUGAAUCUGGUUAUUUAUUUUCGUAGAGACUUGAUAGUUGACUGAAAGAUGCAUUAAGCUGAUUACUGUUUGUCAACAAUUAAGGUGCUGCCACUGCAGAGCUUUAAGGCAUGGCCCUGAUAACACUGUUAUUAUGAAGCCUAUGACUGAGAGAGAUGUUUACAUAUGCCGUUUAUUUUUUUAAUAAACUUUUUUAUAGCCAGUCUAUUUGCUCAGCGCUUUGAUCUUUUCCUGAUAAUUGUGACUAUGGUUUGUAAUACUUUAUUUUGUAUUUAGUAAGGAAAAAUAUGUUAAUGAAAUAAAGAUUAUUAAUGCUUAAUAAGCCAGAUAUUAGCCUGCUCGAUUCCUUUAAGCUGAAGAUGACUACAUGAGUCAUGGGAUUAGUUACUUUAAAAAGGUAUAAUGAAUUGCUGAAUUUAAGAUUUUUUUUGGUACAUAUAUGCAUUGAAAAGUUACAUUUCAUUACGCAUUACAACUUCAGCUCUUCAGAAGGCACAC
Molecule: messenger RNA, 5917 nt
Organism: Loxodonta africana (African savanna elephant)
Lineage: Eukaryota; Metazoa; Chordata; Mammalia; Proboscidea; Elephantidae
Gene: MAP3K21
Product: mitogen-activated protein kinase kinase kinase 21
Exons: 10
Coding region: 1-3162 (1053 amino acids)
Biological process (GO): protein phosphorylation; signal transduction
Cellular component (GO): cytoplasm
Molecular function (GO): MAP kinase kinase kinase activity; protein binding; ATP binding
Source: RefSeq, a predicted model, not a curated record